AUGGCAAUGUACAGGCACAUUCAACUGCUCCUUGCCGCUGCCCUAGCAGUGGGCUGCUUGUCGUCGUCAACAACUCCCCACAAUGGACGCCGUCUGGGACCUCGCCAAACUGAUGAUCUCCCCAUUAUCUACCAGAAUGCCUCAUUCCCUGUUGACGAGCGGGUGGAAGACCUCCUCAAGCGGAUGACUCUGGAGGAGAAAGCCGGUCAACUAUUCCAUACGCAACUUAACAUGCCUGCCAACUAUACGUUCGUGCAAGGUAGCGCAUCCGAUAUCCUGAUCACCCAAAAUUUAAUAUCUCAUUUUAAUCUGGUUGGCAAUAUUCUGAAUGCCUCAAAAGUGGCCGAGUACGUGAAUGAGGCUCAGCGACGGGCCAUCAGCGGGCGCCUUGGCAUACCGAUCACGCUGUCCUCCGAUCCGCGCCACUCAUUCACAGACAACAUUGGGACUGGGUUCGAAGCCGGGACAUUCUCGCAGUGGCCUGAGAGCUUGGGUCUUGCCGCCAUUAGAGAUGUGGACUUGGUCAGGAAGUUCGCUGAGACAGCUCGCGAAGAGUACUUGGCUGUGGGCCUACGGUCGGCGUUACAUCCUCAGGUUGACCUAUCGACGGAGCCACGAUGGGCGCGCAUUGGCGGCACUUGGGGAGAGGAUGCAGCACUUACGAGUGAGCUCCUUGUAGAGUAUAUCAAAGGCUUCCAAGGAGACGAGUUUGGUUCUCGCUCUGUAACCACUGUUACGAAACAUUUUCCUGGUGGCGGUCCAAUGGAGAAUGGCGAGGACUCUCAUUUCACGUAUGGAAAGAAUCAGACAUACCCUGGAGACAAUUUCGAACACCACCUCAUACCUUUCAAAGCCGCUAUUGCUGCCGGAGCCAGGCAGAUGAUGCCGUACUACUCGAGGCCGAUCGGCACUCAGUAUGAUCCAGUUGGGUUUUCCUUCAACCGGCAAAUCGUCACCGGUCUCCUUCGGGAAGAGCUUGGAUUUGGCGGUAUCGUUGUAACAGAUUGGGGGUUAAUCACCGAUACCAAUAUUCUGGGCCAAGAUAUGCCUGCACGAGCUUGGGGCCUGGAGAACACCACCGAGAUCGAACGUGUCGUGAGGAUCCUGGACGCAGGAUGUGACCAGUUCGGGGGCGAGAACCGAACAGAGUUGAUCGUGCAGGCUGUUGAAAAAGGACUCGUUUUGGAAGAGCGUCUUGACAAUUCUAUUCGUCGCCUAUUGCGGGAGAAGUUCGUUCUCGGGCUCUUCGAGAAUCCGUAUGUUGAUCCUGCGGCGGCUCAACGUAUUGUCGGAAACGCAGACUUUGUCCAGCUAGGAAACGAUGCCCAGCGCCGAGCAUAUACCCUGCUCACAAACCGGGACAACAUCCUCCCGAUCAAAGACGCCGCCAAAGCGAGCUUCUACAUCGAGGGCUUUAACUCAACGUACCUAGAAGCCAGGAACCUCACUGUUGUAUCGACCCCUGAAGAAGCCGACUAUGCUUUGUUGAGAUACAAUGCGCCCUUCGAGCCUCGGCCUGGAGGAUUUGAGGCCAGAUACCACGCCGGCUCCCUAGCAUUCAACUUGACAGAGCAGGAACGACAGGCAGCCAUUUAUUCGGCCGUGCCCAGCAUCGUAGAUGUGAAGCUAGAUCGUCCAGCUGUGAUCCCCGAGAUCUCUGAGCAAGCAGCCGCCCUCCUUGGUAGUUAUGGCAGUGGUCCAGAAGCAUUUUUGGAUGUUGUGUUUGGCAACAGCCGUCCGGAAGGAAAGCUUCCAUUCGACCUUCCCAGGUCAAUGGAGGCAGUUGAGAAGAAUUUCGAAGAUGUUCCCUUCGACACUGAAGACCCAGUUUUCAAAUUCGGACAUGGACUGGAAUACUAA
Messenger RNA from Diaporthe amygdali, 1860 nucleotides. RefSeq names its product periplasmic beta-glucosidase beta-xylosidase. NCBI's taxonomy places the organism in Eukaryota, Fungi, Ascomycota, Sordariomycetes, Diaporthales, Diaporthaceae. Gene Ontology annotation, biological process: glucan catabolic process. The transcript has a single exon. Gene Ontology annotation, molecular function: beta-glucosidase activity. The coding region runs from base 1 to 1860 and encodes 619 amino acids. The record is from RefSeq and is a predicted model, not a curated record.